This is a messenger RNA of Gloeophyllum trabeum ATCC 11539, 2622 nucleotides long. RefSeq lists its product as uncharacterized. The coding region runs from base 101 to 2251 and encodes 716 amino acids. The record is from RefSeq and is a predicted model, not a curated record. NCBI's taxonomy places the organism in Eukaryota, Fungi, Basidiomycota, Agaricomycetes, Gloeophyllales, Gloeophyllaceae. Gene Ontology annotation, molecular function: mRNA binding; protein binding. The transcript is spliced from 6 exons.
CUGCUCCCGACGCCCUUUGUAGUCUAUCAUUACCCCCACCUACGUCGCCAUACACGGUGUUGGCGACGCAGAAGCACCGAUACGCUCACCGUCUGGACUCAUGGACAUCGCUGAGCAUUUCGUUGGGGAGAGUCAGGCGCAGGGCAGAAGGGUGACUCGAUCCUUGCCGCAGCGGGCUGUAACAGGAGUGAAGCUAUAUAUUGAGAAGAACGGAGAUCAGCCAUCGCGAGUGAUGACAUUCUCCAAGUCCCAGACGAUUACUGUGAAGGUGGGGCGCAAGUCGGCAGCGACCUUCGAGGAGGAUUGCUGGCCUGCGGACGAAGCCAUGUUCCGCUGCCCAGUCGUAAGUCGUAAGCAUGCGAAGAUCGUGUUCUCAGACGCUGGCAAUGCAUAUGUUAUGGAUCUAGGCUCUCACCACGGAACUCACAUUCUGAAGCCAGGCGAGGUUGUCUCCAGGCGCUUGAAGGCUCAGACCCCCGCCACCCUCAGCGAUGGCGACGUCGUCACCUUCGGUAAGACCGUCAAGACGGAUAACGAGCUUGUGCGUCCCGUUACUGCGCGCAUACAGCUACUACACGAUACCAUCUCGGACCGUCCCAUUACCUUCAGACGAGUUCCCAGCAAGGCCGCGCCCUCGUCGAGCACGACGUCGCCCGUGAAGCCCUCUUCCGGCGGACGCUUCGGCUUGUUCUAUUCUUCGUCUUCUUCUGAUGAGGAACCUUCCCGCUCGGACAAAGAGCGCGACUCUGACGUAGAAGAGGUGCCCCGUCCUGGCCCCAGCAGUGCCGCCCAGCCUCUGGAGGAGUUGGUCACCCUGAAUAGGCUCGAGGGUAACCGUGACGCACGGCCAGACCUGAGCGCUAGACUUCCGUCUCUCAGGGCACUGAACAUCAAUUUCAAUCCAAUUUGGAGACGUAUCAUGGCUCCGCAUAUGCCUUUAGCUGCAUUGUCCUUACCCGCGGGCCACACAUCCCUCGACGAUGUCUCCUCCGAUAUAGGCGAGGCUGAGAUAGACUCCGAUUACAACCGAUUAUCGUCGUCGCCGGAGAGAGUUUGUGUGGACCCCUCCGAAGCUGGCGAUGUGCGCUCUGUUUCGCGGAGGUCUUCUCCUGUUGAGAAGGAUGAUGUUCCCUGGCGUGAUACUUCCUACUUUGCUCAAGGCAAUGAAAUCCAAGAGCGUGGCAGCAAUGAAGGCGAUAACCUCACAUCGUCGCGGAGCGACCACGACAUCUUGCCGUCUGUCCGCGACAGCUUUGAGAACAUGAGCCAGGAUAUCUACGAAUCCGAGGACGCAUACAUCCCGUCACUCGGCCAGUCUGGAAACCGAUACACGGAAAUCGAUGACGAACAUCCGGAGUAUGCGUCUGCGAGCCAGAUCGCAGAGGAAAACACCUCUAAUAAUCCUUCGCGUUCUGUGUCCUCGUCUAGCUACCGGGAGGGUGAGGAGGUCGAUGGUCAAGGUGCUCCCGACCAUAGUGAGUUCGACAGGUUCAUCUAUUGCGACAUGGAGAUUUCGUCGCCGUCAGUCGUCUCGCUCUCCAGUCGUGCCUCCCCCGUACAUUCCGAGUCAGAGCCAGCUAGAAAUACUGACUCCCCGGCUGUUCCUGUGACCGGGAGUGAUCUUCAGGCCAACCUCACAGCUUUCGAUGAAGGCUUGAGAGAUUUGAAGAUCCGCUUGGAGACCCACAUCGCAGCGACUAAGGAGACAUUGGAAACCCACGACCACCGAGUGGCAGGCGUGAAGGACCUGUGCUCUUCGCUUUCCGAGCGGCUGACUUCCGAAAUGCCUGCAGAUAUCUCUACCAGAGUCAAGGAUGUGGAAGACAGAGUGUCCGAGUUCCAAGCUGAAAUCCAGAAGAACGCAGAAUACUGGAGCUCGACUGCGGGUUAUCGAGAGGAAUUCCUGGAGAACCUUGAGACAGUCAAGAAAUUGGCUGGCGAUAUGCGAGCACUUCAAGAGGUGAUGUCCGCAGAGCUGGCCUCAGAAUUGCAGGCAUUGAGGGAUGCGCGGACUGGAGCUUCUCAAGCUGCUCGUCAGUUGCAAGUAGAGGCGCAACGCCUGCAUGCUACGAGGCCAUUGAAACGCAAACGAUGCAGGUCAUUGAUCGACGAAGCUGAUGUCGGAGGAGGUAUGGAGGUCGAUGAGCCCAGGCCGGCGAAACGCAAUCGUAUCUUGUCCAGCGUCGUCGGCACCGCAACCGCUGUCACCAUCGGGGCUGUGGCUACUUGGUCGGCCCUUGCGUUCACGUAGGCGCAGUCGACCUUCAGGAAGUGUACUGUUUUGUAAGUUUUGGUAAGGGGAGUGAGUGUACGAGGUGUGGCCGUAUAGGAUGACUGUAUUUGGGACACUUUGAAAGUUGUAUUUAUGCCAUUGCUCUUGCAAUUCAUUUCCUGUUGUCUUCGACUCUUGUAUUCGUAAUUGAUCACUAUACACAAACAGCACGAUAUGAUACAAUGGAGGGCGAUCACCGGUUGAUCCCAUAGAUAACGAUAUAGAAAUACGGAAAUAUAGGAAAGCUACCGCACGCGAACAACAAACACGCUCGACAUCACGGAAUGUGGCCAUAUUUCUCUCGCACUUCACGAGUUCGAGCGCGCAACAUAGCAAGAGUCACCACCGCA